Molecule: messenger RNA, 1158 nt
Organism: Symbiodinium pilosum
Lineage: Eukaryota; Dinophyceae; Suessiales; Symbiodiniaceae
Source: the annotation of a GenBank genome assembly
AUGCCAAGCCUCCGUCGCAAUGGGCGGAAGACUGUUGACCAAGCAAAGGGUACAAGGAUUGGAGGCAGAAGUCAUGGGCCAAAGUUUCAGUUUCGGACGUUGGACGAUUUCGUUCUUACGCAGAAGUUGUCCAGUGUUGCGGAGCAGGCGCUUCGCAACAAGCCUGAGCAGGUUUAUUCUGAAAAGCUGGUCAAACCUGCGCCAACUGGAUGGGUCAGAUGGCUUGCUGCCAACAAGCAGACCUGUGAUGCUGACAGAUGUGAUCCUUGCAACCAGCCUGGCAGUGAUCGUAGCAAAGUUCAGGCAGCGUCGAAGAGUUGCAGCAGUGUUCAGGACUUAGAUGCCUCACGGCAGCCCGCCAACGUUGUAUAUGCAAACGCGCAGCACCGGCACGCCCCGUCAAACGCUGAAGAGCAAACUGCAGCAUGCGACCCUGUACGAGCUGUGCGGUGCUACACGAAGGCGGCUGAGCAGGGCGAGGCAGACGCUCAAUUCAAACUUGGGACCUUCUAUGCCAAUGGCACAGGCAUGGCCAAGGAUGAAGAAUCUGCCCUACACUGGUACAAAUUGGCGGCAGAACAGGGAAUGGUGGAAGCACAGUUCAACUUGGGCCUUUGCUACAAACACAGCCUAGGUGUGACACAAGACCUGGAACUUGCUUUGAAGUGGUUCACAAAGGCUGGCAAUAAAUCCCACGUCGAGGCACAAUUCAAUGUAGCUCUUUGCUAUCUUCAUGGAGAUGGCGUCAAGGUCGAUGCUGCCAAGGCCGCGCGUUGGUUGAAGAAGGCUGCAGGCAGGGGUCAUAGCAGGGCACAAUUCCAGCUUGGACUAUGCCACAGCGAAGGUCUCGGCGUGCCCCGUGAGGACUUCUUCGCGUUUAUACAAUUCCGAGCAGCAGCAAUUCAAGACCUUGCGGUUGCAGAGCAUAAGCUGGCUGUGUGCUAUCACCGUGGUACAGGCGUGGAAAAAGAUAUGGAUUUGGCGAUAGAAUGGUACAUCAGAGCAGCUGAGCAGGGUCACAACCAAGCUCAAUACGACUUGGCAGCUUGCUAUCUCAGAGGUGAUGGAGUAGCCCUAGAUGUGGAACAAGGCAUGGCCUGGAUGCAGCGCGCUGCAGAGCAGGGACACCCAGAUGCCACUGCCUUUCUUCAGGACUAG